Gopherus flavomarginatus (Mexican gopher tortoise) is the source of this 2128-nucleotide messenger RNA. RefSeq names its product CUGBP Elav-like family member 3 (gene CELF3). Bases 199 to 1653 code for a protein of 484 amino acids. The transcript is spliced from 12 exons. Gene Ontology annotation, cellular component: ribonucleoprotein complex; cytoplasm; nucleus. NCBI's taxonomy places the organism in Eukaryota, Metazoa, Chordata, Testudines, Testudinidae. Gene Ontology annotation, molecular function: mRNA binding. Gene Ontology annotation, biological process: mRNA splice site recognition; regulation of alternative mRNA splicing, via spliceosome. The record is from RefSeq and is a predicted model, not a curated record.
ACCACAUUUUUUUUUUACAGAUUUGGGGGAAUCCUGGUUCAAGCAUCCAGAGCCACCAACCAGCCUCUGCUCCCUUUGUUUGAUUCGCCGCUGGGUAGUGUUGGGACCGUAGUUAGGGCUGGGAUUGUGUUCUCGCUUCUUCCGCUGGGGCCGGGUAGGCGAUUCGAAGCUCGCCCCCAGAUUCGCCCCUUUGGACCAAUGAAGGAACCCGAUGCCAUUAAACUUUUCAUCGGGCAGAUCCCACGGAAUUUGGAGGAGAAGGAUUUGAAGCCCAUCUUCGAGCAAUUUGGGAAGAUCUACGAGUUGACAGUGAUUAAGGAUAAAUACACGGGCAUGCACAAAGGAUGUGCGUUCCUGACCUACUGUGCUCGGGAAUCGGCCCUCAAGGCACAGAGUGCACUGCAUGAGCAGAAAACGCUCCCAGGGAUGAAUCGGCCGAUCCAGGUGAAGCCAGCAGACAGCGAAAGCAGAGGAGAAGACCGGAAGCUGUUUGUGGGGAUGCUGGGCAAGCAGCAGACGGACGAAGACGUCAGGAAAAUGUUCGAGCCCUUCGGGAACAUCGAUGAGUGCACGGUGCUGCGGGGGCCAGAUGGCACCAGCAAAGGCUGUGCCUUCGUGAAGUUCCAGACCCACGCUGAGGCUCAGGCCGCCAUCAACACACUGCACGGCAGCCGGACAUUGCCGGGCGCCUCCUCCAGCCUGGUGGUGAAAUUUGCCGACACGGAGAAGGAGCGGGGCCUGCGCCGGAUGCAGCAGGUGGCCAGCCAGUUGGGCAUGUUCAGCCCCAUCGCCCUGCAGUUCGGGGCCUACAGCGCCUACACCCAAGCACUAAUGCAGCAGCAGGCAGCCUUGGUCGCUGCUCACUCCGCCUACCUCAACCCCAUGGCCACCAUGGCGGCCGUCCAGAUGCAGCAGAUGGCCACCAUCAACCCCAACGGCCUCAUCGCCACGCCCCUCACGCCUCUCACCCCCUCCUCAGGUACCAGCACGCCACCCGCCAUCGCUGCCACCCCCGUGUCCGCCAUCCCGGCCACGCUCAGCGUCAACGGCUACAGCCCGGUCCCCACACAGACCACAGGGCAGCCGGCCUCCGAGGCCCUCUACACCAACGGGGUCCACCCGUACCCAGGUACGCCCCCACCCUGCCUGCUCCCCCCGCCCCGGCUCAGCCAAGGGCUCCCGGUAACCCCCUCCCCCUCGUCUCCCCUCGCAGCUCAGAGCCCGGCCGCCCCCGUGGACCCCCUGCAGCAGGCCUAUGCCGGGAUGCAGCACUACACAGCCGCCUACCCCGCUGCCUAUGGGCUGGUGAGCCCGGCCUUCCCCCAGCAGCCAGCCAUCCUCACGCAGCAGCCGCCCCCUCAGCAGCAGCAGCAACGGGAAGGCCCCGAGGGCUGUAACAUCUUCAUCUACCACCUGCCCCAGGAGUUCACUGACUCCGAGAUCCUGCAGAUGUUCCUGCCCUUCGGGAACGUCAUCUCUGCCAAAGUCUUCGUGGAUCGGGCAACCAAUCAGAGCAAAUGUUUCGGUUUCGUAAGUUUUGACAAUCCCACCAGCGCCCAGGCUGCCAUCCAGGCCAUGAACGGCUUCCAGAUCGGCAUGAAGCGCCUGAAAGUGCAGCUCAAGCGACCGAAAGAUGCCAACCGGCCGUACUAAAGCCCCAGGUCUGGAGCUCAAUGGAGGAGGGAGCCCCCAACUGACCUCCACCUGGCCCAUCCUCCCUCUCCCCCACCCACUGCAGCUCAUCCCUCGCCUGUGCCUCAUCGCCGCACUGAUCCCGGCCACUUGACCUGCCAGCUGGGAGGACGAAGCCGAUCAGCAGAACCGAAAGCACCUGCCUCCACCCAUCGGCCCUGGGCUGCGCCUAGCCCCACCAGCAGCCUGCAGUUUGGGGAAGGGGGGGGCAGGCCUUUCACCUGUGAUCUCGGCCCUGCCUCAUCAACAGCAGGGGAGGGGGAAAGGAGCCCCCAGCCUUGAUCCGCCCUGCCCCCGCAGUAGCCAUGAAUUCCUGCCACCAUAGCCCGAGGGGGACAGACUGGGCUCAGCCCUAGGGAAUCAGCUGGAGGGCUUGAUCCUGCCCCGGGGGUUGGGGGGGGGGAGAGAAAGGCCCUGUCCCUGUGUCCAGCUGGAA